UGUAGGGAUGCUGAGCCUAAGGCAGGAGGCCUGAAACCAUCAUUUCUAUCCCACGUACCAACAUAACAUCUAUCAAUCAUCUUCAGCGCAAUGGAGGAGAUUCUGCGAAAGCUUCAGAAGGAGGCAUCGGGCAGUAAACACAAAGCGAUCCGGGACUCCUGCAGUGUCGCGUGCGAGACCCUUCAGGCUCAGAAUGGAUCAGUUAAAAUACCAUCAUUUAAACUCAGAGAGAAGUGUUUAUUCCCUCUUCAGUUGGCACUGGAGUCUAAAAACACUAAACUGGCUCAGACUGCCCUCACCGGAAUGCAGAAGAUCCUUUGUGAGGAUUGCUUUGUUGCUGUGGAAACCGAGGCUCCAGAGAAGCAGCUGUUGAGUCAGAUCCUGGAGGCCAUCAGGGUGACGCACACCCUACAUGAAGACCUGCAGGUGGAGGUCAUGAAGGUCCUGCUUUGCGUCACCUACUCCUCUAACUUUGAGAUCAACGGGCACAACAUCUUGAGAAUUGCUGAGGUGUGUAUUGAGACAUACAUUUCAAGUUGUCAUCAUCGCAGUAUCAACACAGCGGUCAGGGCCACCCUCAGUCAGAUUCUUGGAGACCUCACCCUACAGUUACGCCAUAGACAAGAAAACACAGGUGUUGAUGGUGAGGAACGUUGCAUACCUGUGCACCAGCGCAAAGAUCUGUCUCCCACUACUGAUGCACUGUAUAGAGAUGUUGUUAUGGUGCUCACUGUUUUCUGUGACAAACUGGAGUCUGUCUCAAAUGAAAACCAGCUGCUGCAGCUGUUGUACCUGGAGUGUGUUCUGUCUAUGCUGAGCAGCUGUCCUCCCACAAUGCACCUGCAUCGUAAUUUCACAGACCUCAUCUGGAAGCAAUUAUGUCCGACUCUGGUGGUGAUUAUGGGAAACCCAGCAAGUGAUAAAACCAUCACCUCAGCCCAUGGUGGGCAAUCCCAGGACUCAGACCUGGCACCAGGAACAGCAGUCUUGGAUCAGGGCCGGGGUUCUGGCUGCUCAUCGAGUGCUCCUGUCAUGAUUGGGCCAGUCGUUCGCACCAUCUGCUAUGUGGCAGCAGAUUUAGUCCGUCUGGUGGGCUGUGUCGAGUCCAUGAAGCCUGUUUUGCAGUCCCUGUACCACCGUAUUCUGCUCUACCCACCGCCGCAGCACAGAGUGGAGGCUAUCAAGAUUAUGAAGGAGAUUGUUGGAAGCCCCCAGCGCUUGUUUGACCUGGCCGGUCCAUGUGUCAUUGAGCCUGAGACAAGAAAGCGGUCUUUCUCAAAAAGGAAGUCACAUCUUGAUCUUCUCAAACUGGUAAUGGAUGGCAUAACAGAAGCGUGCAUGAAGGGCGGGAUUGAGGCCUGCUUCUCUUCUGUCUCCUGUGCUAGUGCCCUGUUGGGUGCUUUAGAUGAGCUCAGUCAGGGGCGUGGCCUGCAGCAAGACCAGUCCCGCAUGCUGCUGCGGCGAUUGGAUGAGCUCAAGGAAGGGGUGGAGUCUAUGCGUGAGUCUGUAGAACUCAACGAAGCUGACUUCCGCUGGCAGCGGCGUGUGCUUUCUUCUGAGAAUGCCGCCUGGGAGACCAGCAUCACUGAACGCAGCCCUGACAUCAGCAUCAGAGUCACCACCGAAACAGGACAGACCACAUUAGAGGGGGACUUGGGUCAGACCACUCCAGAGGACUGCGGGGAGGAACCGCGCCUGCCGUCACCUUCUACCUGUGGAGCCGCGGCGAGAGCUCGCCCGGAUGUACCAGAAUGUGUACGAGAGAGUGGCGCCCCAGAAGCCCUGUCCAGUAUGGCGCCUCCUGAUGUAGUGCAGCGCAGCCAUGGCCUGGCCUACCCUGACAUCACCAACUUUCUGUCUGUGGAGUCUUGGACACGCUCGCACGGCUCACGCUACAGCGAAAGCAACUUCAGUGCAGACGAGCAGGAGCUGUCACGAACAGAGUUUGAUUCGUGCGACCAGUACUCCAUGGCUGCAGAAAAGGACUCGGGUCGCUCCGACAUGUCCGAUAUGGGCUCUGACAACUGCUCUCUCGCUGACGAGGAGCAGACGCCACGGGAAUGUCCCGGGCACCGUACGCUACGGACGGCUGCUCUGUCCCUAAAACUGCUGAAGAACCAGGAAGCGGACCAACAGAGCGCCCGGCUCUUUGUACAGUCUCUAGCUGCGCUGCUGCCACGCCUGCUGGGACUGCACAGCACCACGGAUGUAGACAUGUCCCUGCAGAACUUCUCAUCCACCUUCUGUUCAGGACUGCAAGCAGGUGGGGUUCAUUCUCCAGGUUUCGAGGGCAGUAAAAACCUGAGUUGUCAGGCUCUGAUGAAUGCAGAUGGAUUGUACCUGGUUUCCUAUUAUGCUCUACUGCUCAACCUCAAACUGUGCUGCUGUGACUACUACCACAGGAAACCCACAUGUGCUCUGGUGUCUUUGAAAGAGUUUGUGCGGCAGAUCCAGAGCAGUGGCAUUCUGGUGGUUCUAUCUCAGGCCUGGAUCGAGGAGCUCUACAACCAGGUGUUGGACAGAAACCUGCUGGGAGAGGCGGGGUACUGGGGCUCCGCUGAGGAGCAGUCCUUACCUCUCAUCACCAUGCUCACCGAUAUUGAUGGACUGGGCAGCAGUGCUAUCGGUGGUCAGCUGAUCAGAAAGGCCUCGACACAGUCACCCUUUACCUGUGACAAGAACGGCAGUGACUUGGUGGCAGGUGUGGUAUUUGCCCGCUAUAUCCUGACUGGCUGCUGGAAGAACCUGAUCGACACGCUGUCCACGCCACUCACAGGGCGCAUGGCGGGAAGCUCUAGAGGUCUCGCCUUUAUUCUUGGAGCAGAGGGAGUUAAAGAGCAGACUCAGAGGGAGAGAGACACCAUCUGCCUCAGCCUGGAUGGUCUACGCAAGGCUGCGGCACUCAGCUGUGCUCUGGGUGUGGCGGCCAACUGUGCCUCAGCACUUGCCCAGAUGGCAGCAGCAUCAUGUGUUCAGGAGGAGAAAGAGGAGAAGGAAUUGGGGGAGACUGGAGAUGCCAUUGCUCAAGUUAAGCAGCGUGUUGAACAGAAACUCGAACAGAUGGGCCGCUGUCAGGGCGUGAGGCUGCACACGGCCCAUGUGCUCUGCAUGGACGCUAUACUCAAUGUGGGGCUGGAAAUGGGCAGCCAUAACCACGAUUGCUGGCCUCACGUGUUCAGAGUGAUUGAGUAUGUGAGUUCACUGGAACACACACAUUUCAGUGACGGCGGCUCCCAGCCUCCCAUCGCCAUCACACAGGCGCAGCAGGCCGUGGCAGUGGACCUGCAGCUGGAGUUGAGCGGAGAGGCCAGUCCAGAGCUGGAACUGGGCCUCAGCCAUCCAGUUAUCCAGCCGCUUUCCAUCCAGGAGCUCUUGAGAGAAAGCAGUCGCGGUAAAGGAUUCGACCUGCGGGGAGGCAGUCUGCUCACAGGCACCAGUGCCGCCAAAGCCGUCUGCACGCUUUCCACACAAGCUGACAGGCUGUUCGAGGAUGCAGUGAAUAAACUCAACCUAGUGGCUCUUGUGGGUUUCCUGCAUCAGCUCAGAAAAGCUUCACAGUCUCAACUCUUUGAUUCAGUCACAGAAACUGGAGACUAUUCCUUAGCCAUGCCAGGGGAGGCAAAGUCGACCCAGGACAAGCGUAGCGCCCUCCACCUCUUCCGGCUGGGAGAGGCCAUGCUUCGCAUUGUGAAGAACAAGAGCAGAGCGCUGCUGCACAUGAUGAGAGCCUGGAGCGUGGUGGCACCCCACCUGGUGGAGGCAGCAUGUCAUAAGGAGCGACAUGUAUCCCAGAAGGCUGUGUCCUUCAUCCAUGAUGUUCUGAUGGAGGUUCUGAGCAGCUGGGCUGAGCUGCCACACUAUCAUUUUAAUGAAGCUCUCUUCAGGCCUUUUGAGCACAUCAUGCAGCUGGAGCUCUGUGACGAAGACGUCCAAGAUCAGGUGAUAACAUCCAUUGGAGAGCUGGUGGAGAUGUGCUCAGCUCAGAUCCAGUCUGGCUGGAGGCCGCUGUUCAGUGCUCUCCGAACUGUACAUGGAAACAAAACAGAUAUGAAGGAUUACCUGAUAGGAGAAUAUUCUAUGGGGAAGUCACAGGCACCCGUGUUUGAUGUCUUUGAAGCCUUCAUUAACACAGACAACAUUCAGGUGUUUGCCAACGCGGCCACUGACUACAUCAUGUGCCUUAUGAAGUUUGUGAAAGGUUUAGGAGAAGUGGACUAUAAGGAGAUUGGAGACUGUGUUCAUGUCAGUGGAUACAGCUCAACAGAUCUGUGCCUGCCUGCCCUGGACUAUUUGAGGAAAUGUUCACAGCUGCUUGCCAAAAUCUAUAAGAUGCCGUCCAAGCCCGUGUUCUUGGGUGCGCGGCUGGCCAGCCUCCCGAUGAGAGCUCAGGAGAGGUCUGUGAGCACUGAGGAUGGCAUGGACUGCGUUUUAGCAGAGUUUGACGAUGACACAGGUCUGAUACAGGUGUGGAUUCUUCUGUUGGAGCAGCUGACCGCAGCCGUGUCAAACUGUCCUCGGCAGCAUCAGCCACCUACACUUGAGCUGCUGUUUGAACUUCUGCGUGAAGUCACCAAGAUACCAGGGCCUGGCUUUGGCAUUUUCUCUGUCAUCCAGCUUCUUCUUCCUGUCAUGUCACUAUGGCUACAACGGAGCCAUGGUGACCACUCAUACUGGGACAUUGCUGCGGCGAACUUCAAGCAUGCCAUCGGACUGUCCUGUGAACUGGUGGUGGAACAUAUUCACAGCUUCAUCCAUUCAGAUAUUGGCUAUGAGAGUCUGAUUAAUCUGAUGCUGAAAGAUCUCUUCAAACUGCUGGUGUCCUGUGUGGCAGAACCAGCCGAGACCAUCUCCAGAGUGGGCUGCUCCUGUAUUAGGUAUGUUCUGGUAACAGCAGGGCCUGUUUUCACUGAGGAGAUGUGGCGGUUAGCAUGCUGUGCCCUGCAGGACGCUUUCUCGGCUACCCUGGAGCCUGUGAAGGUGACUAUCAUAAUAACAGUUAUUGAAGCUGUGUCUCCACUGUCCAAAAAUCUUGCAUGAGCCUU
This is a messenger RNA of Sinocyclocheilus rhinocerous, 5042 nucleotides long. RefSeq names its product brefeldin A-inhibited guanine nucleotide-exchange protein 3-like. Lineage: Eukaryota; Metazoa; Chordata; Actinopteri; Cypriniformes; Cyprinidae. Gene Ontology annotation, biological process: regulation of ARF protein signal transduction. The record is from RefSeq and is a predicted model, not a curated record. Bases 91 to 5037 code for a protein of 1648 amino acids. The transcript is spliced from 30 exons. Gene Ontology annotation, molecular function: guanyl-nucleotide exchange factor activity.